AUGCAUAAGCUCGGCAAGAAGACUCGCUCCAGGACCGGCUGUCGCACGUGUCGAAUCCGCAAGGUCAAGUGCGACGAGGAGAAAUUGGCCGUCCCCGGCCAGCCUGAACCGCAAUGCCGGCGUUGCACCGCCGCCCGCAUCCUGUGCGAGUGGAAGGGCGGCCCAAUCCCCCGGCCUUCUGCCAGGAGAAAUAGCCCCCCUACGACAACAACAACGACGACGACGACGACGCCGGCCCCUCAAUCCCCAAGGAUUCUCACCCUGUCGUCGCCUGGAGGCAAAAGUAGGACCGUGCAAGCGGCCAACUCGCUUGUGCUGACCGGCUUCGACCGCUCGUGCAUCGCCUACCUCCAAGACUCCGCGCUGGUCGUGCUUCUUGGCAAACACUGGCCGUGGUCCGCCAUGUCGUACGCCUACCACAAGAUCGCGGUCCGGGAGCCCAUGGUAAUGAGUAUGUUGUUAGCGAGUACGGCGAGCGAGAUCCGUCGCGCCCAGCUCUACGACAGUGAACAGCCACGGGACGCGGUCGAGACGGUGGCAGAUCUGGGGGGUCGCAUGCAUUACGGACGGGCGCUGGCCGGUCUGCGGGAGGCACUGCGGCCGGAGGUUGAGAAGUCGUCGGAGCAGCUGGAGGCCAUCUUCAUCACUUUGUGGCUGAUGAUCGACUACGAGAACCGCUUCGGGAGCGGCACCGCGGCCAUCAAUGUGCACAUCCGGGGAAUUGAGAGUUUGCUCUUCAACCAUGUCGUUCCGCUAUUGAAGCCUGCCUCAUCCGUAUCAGCGCUUGGCGCAGAGGGGGGAAGGGCAGGUGCCGGCGCCUUGCCCUGGGGGAAUCCGACGAACGCCGCUGUAGAUAGCACCGAGAGGACAACCAUGUUGCCGACGAGUAGUUUGCCUGGGCUCGCGACCAGCAAACUCCGUCACACAGCGGUACCACUCUUCCUACUGUGGACGUUGUACUUCUUCACUCCCGGGGCCCUCUUCUGCGGGCCUGCGGCCGCCCGACUCGACGCCGAUCUCUUCCGGUUCUUCAUCCAGGACGAAGCCGAACAAAGAGGCCUGAGUCUGGCGGAGCUCUACCGCAUCGGCCGCCAAUCGCCCCGCCGCUUCUGGGGCGACUCGUACCCGACGGCGGCGCAGCUGGACGACAUCGAGAACCAGCCCGCGUUGAUCCUCUACCACCGAAGUCAUGUCAUGCAGUUCAAGAUCACCGAACUCUGGCGCCAAGGCCAGCAGACUUCGGAGGUAUCGUAUCGUCGUCUCGUCGACGAACUCGCCUUGGUCCUGGAGCAAAACGACAGCAUCCUCACCACCGCCCUAACCGCCCCAACCUGCGACUUUGCCAGCCGACGCGUCCUGGAAACCAUCUUCUGGGCGACCAUCACCUUCUACGGCACGAUCGUGUACUUCCAUCUCUGCUUCAAAGACACCGUCCCGCCGACGUCGACCACCACCACCACCCAACAACAUACCGCACAGCUACCUCCGCUGGAAACCGCCGUCAACCAGGUAUUAUCUCUCUCGCUCAAACUCCACCGCAGUCGACCCCACCUGAUGGUGCGGAUCAUCUGGCCGCUGUUCAUCGCGGGGAUCGCGACCCCGGACCGCAUCUACCAGGAUUGGGUAUCGAUUCGGCUGCAGGAGCUGGGCCGGUACGGGCUGAACUACAGUCGCGUGAGUCGGCGUUUCGACGAGAUUGUGAUCCAGGGAUGUGACCCGUUC
Molecule: messenger RNA, 1722 nt
Organism: Aspergillus brunneoviolaceus CBS 621.78
Lineage: Eukaryota; Fungi; Ascomycota; Eurotiomycetes; Eurotiales; Aspergillaceae
Exons: 4
Biological process (GO): positive regulation of transcription by RNA polymerase II
Cellular component (GO): nucleus
Molecular function (GO): DNA-binding transcription factor activity, RNA polymerase II-specific; zinc ion binding; transcription cis-regulatory region binding
Source: RefSeq, a predicted model, not a curated record